GCUUCGAAACUAAUUCGCAUUCGGAUACGUUCUUAUAUAUGUCGAGUUGCGCACAAACGUAGCGCUGAAAGCAUUUCAAAGCAAUUCUAGGCAGUAUAGAACAGCGAAUACGUUCAGUUGGCGUCGCGACGUCACGACUAAAGGGUCGUAGGAUUCGUGUACAGAGAAGGACUCGAUAACAUUUCUCUCGUUUACUUAAUACCAAAUGAAAAGUGAAAGAGAAAUAUAGAAAAAAGGAAGUAUUGUAGAAAUAUCGAAAGACAUUGUAAUAAAAGAUAUUCGAUUAAUUCUAAUCGGUAAAUCAAAUAAAAUUAUGGCCAAUCGAUUCGAGGAAAACACUGGUACAGAGGAAUCAUUCUAGAAAUACCUAUAUCGAAAAAAUUUCUCUUUUAAAAUGAACAAAUAUCAAAUGUCAACGAGUGUGUAUAUAUAUAUAUAAAAACAAAUCCAGUUUACAUAAGUCUAUUUUGUUAGAUCAAAGAAAAAAAGAAAAGAAUAAAAAAAACCUAAUCGUUGACAGUACUCGAUUUCGUGAUGCUCCAAUCGUGAUUUUGUGUUUUGAUCUUGUGACAUCCCAAUAUCCCGACAAAAGUGUUCUUUUUUCGUCAAUUUUACUUCUAACAAGGAGAAGAAACGACAAGGUUGUUUUGUUGCAACUAAUGAGCAAUAUUUACAACUUAUUAUUUUUAUGGGGAUUCUAAAGAAAAAGGAUGGGAGGAAAGAUCAGAAACCUUUAUACGAAUCGUUCAUGAAGAUAAACCAGAAGGACAUACUUACGUUUGAUAGUGUGCCAAAUCUUCCGGGAAGAUUAAAAAUUGUUCUUUAAUUCGACGGAACUAUAUAUAUAUAUAUUUUUUUUUUCUCCCUCUUUCUCUCUUUCUCUCUUAAGCAGAUCGUUAGUCACGUGUUAUUUGAUUUCAUUGAAAAUAGAGAAGAGAAACAAAGAAGACAAAUAAGAAGAUAUAUUAUAUUUCAAGCAUAUCCAAUCGAUGAAAUUUCAACGAAAAUUUCGAAUUGAAGACUGUCUAUUUGUGACAUAUUCUUUUUAUAAAGAAUUUAAAUUAUACAUUUAAUAAAAAGUGAACUUUUAUUUCGUUUUUGUCAGCGAGAUAUGUAUAUUUCUGAAAAAAACGAAAAAGAAAAAAAAAGAGAGAGAAAAAAAGGAAAAAAAUCGAGUGAUAUUCGACACCAUAGAUAUUCGUUCGGUUAAGAUAAUCGAUGAAAAUAUUUAUAAAAUGUUCCAGGGUGUAUUUUUUCUUAAUAAUUAAAAAUCUCACAGAGCCACACGGCUCUAUAAUGUGUCCUGGUCCGAAUAUUUUCUUUUAUGUCAUCUAAAUUUGUCGUUUCGCUUUCACGGCGUUGUGGUAUAUUUGUUGUAUGAAUCUGUUGGGUCAUCGACCUAGAACGAUCUCAUCGUCGAAUAAUUUUAGAUAACGAAAGUGAAUGAAAUAUUAGAAAAAAAUAAAUUCGAUAUUGGAAAAAGUUGGGCGCUUACAUGAACCAAAAUUAGGUACGAAUUCAAGAAAUUUAAACUUAUAUCUUACGAUUAUAAAAUUUUUAAUGAAUUUUUCUAUAAAUUGAUCCUUUUUUAUAAAUCAAACUUUUCAUUCAUAAUAAAUUUUUAACGAAAUACUGAUAAGAUAUUUUAUCGAUCUCGUCGAUUAUAUGUAUAUUUAUAUAUUUAUACUUACGUUUUAAAUAUUACACGAUAAUACUUUGACGGAUAUUAGUUUAAUGAUAUAGGUAAAAGAUAUUUGUUGUAAUAACGUAUGUAGUAUCUAUGUACUUACGUGUGCUCAUCCAAGCGCGCGUAAACAGACGUAUACAUGUUAUAAGUUAAAGACGUUAACUUACAAAUUUCAGGAAAUAACGAUAGAUCGAAUGCGAUGACGUUUUUAAUUUAAUACAUUUUAACAAGAAAAUACGAAGAAAACUCUCGAUUAGAAUAAAAUUUGUAUCAUUAAUCGAAAAUAUCACUGAUAAACAAAAAGAUAUUACGAAAAAAAAAAAAAAAAUGUCUAAUUCACCCGGUAUUAAAAAAGUACCACCAAGACCGAAAAUCACUCUGCCGAUUCCUGGUCAAUAUGGACGAUAUCCACAAACACCCGCGGGAUACGUAUCGACACCUUAUAAUCAAACACCCGCACCUAUGACACCCGUGCCUGUAACGCCCGUUUCCGGACAACCACAAGUAUUUUAUUCCAAUAGAGCUAGCGAAUUCGUAUUUACACAAUUCAAAGGAAUCAAAGACUUCACAAAAUCUGGACUUAGUGUAGGCGAGAGAAGUGUUUUUUGGUUAUAUGAGAAGGUUAGCUCCUGGAGUAAACGAUGGUUCACCCACAUAUUUUUAGUCGUUAUUGUAUUUUUGUAUAGUGUAGCCGGAGCAAUGAUUUUCAUUACCAUCGAAGGAACCAACGAAGAUAUAUUUCAUCUCAAUAUACGUCAAGAAAGAAACAAGACGAUCGAACUGAUUAGGGAACUCUGGGACGAUGAAGUAUUGGCCUCGGAUGUGGAACUUUGGAAAGGAGGAGCCCGAAGGGAACUUAUGAAAUAUGAAGAACACCUUUACGAAUUCUACAAACUUGGCGUAAUCGACCGUGGUGAGAAAGUCUGGACAUUUUGGAACGCCGUUUUUUACUGCGGCACGAUUUACACGACUAUCGCACACACAGUUACGACGUUUCUCGUCGUUGACGAGUUGUCGACGAUGGAGGAUAGUUACACGGUCCACCGACGUCGCAAAGCGGCGGCAAAGAGACGUGAAAAAACACCGGAACCCUCGUCGAGAAGUCAACUCGUUGAGACAUCCGAGGAUGAGGAAGAGAUUAGGAGAGCAAGGAUGGAGAAGAUGGCUGAGGACACCGAACGUAUGGAAGAGAUGGAAAAGGAGAGGAAGGUGAAAGGUCAAGAGAAGGAGGGACAAUUGUACGAGGGUCAGGAUGAGAAGGAAAGGACUCGUGAAAGAAAGAAAGUUACAAACGGUAAGAAGAAUGUUACGAAACUCGAGGAUGGCUCGAAUGUUACUCGUCAAGAGAUGCUUUCUUCGCAAGCAACAACAAGUCUUGUUACUCGUUCACGUGAGAUCGAUAACGAUAACAACGUAGAACGGAAUGUACAACAGGAUAUUAAGGUUGAGAGUAAAAUAGAAGAGGGUAUUGAGAAAAAGGAAACUCUGAGGAUAAAGGAAGAUGACAGCGAACUUAUCGACACGAGGAAAGUCGAAAAACGAACAAAAAAAAGAUCGAAGGAUCGUAUGAUCGAAAGACAUCAAAGAUCAACGGAUUCCAGCGAGGAAAAAAGCGAGACUAGCCCAAGCAGAUUAAAGUCCUCUGAAAGUGUGAGACCGAGAACGAGGAAGUCCAUUGGGAAAACUCGAACGAGCGAGGGUGAUAAGUCCGUUCGUGAGAAGCACUCGUUCGAAGCGAAAAUUCGUCCUAAGGAUAAGCCCGAGAAAAAAUCUUUACAACAACCCUCUGACCCCAAUGAAAGUAUCAUAGAGGGAGCGACGAUGAAGAAGAGCGAAAGCUUUCCACCCAGAUCCCUGGAACGACAACCAGUCGUAAAGAGGUCAGCGACAGAUGUUAAAAAACAAGUGAUACCAUUGAGUAAUGAUAGUCUAAUAGAGGAUUUUGCGAAAGCACAGCGCGAGUAUUUAUUGAGAGAACGUAGCAUUUUAGAUCCUGAUCUACCAGAGGAGGAAUAUCAGGACGCUAGUGAAAUUAUGGCUAUGAGAAGACGAAAAAUUGGUAUGAUUCAUAACGAGAGCGAACAUCAAAAGAUUAUUAAUUCGGUGAAAGAAGAGUCGGCAGAUUCGAAGAAAAGUUCUUGGUUCUCUCGGUUCACAUGGUUUUUAUUCUUUUUGAGAAAGAAAAAAACUGAUAAUUCCGAGGUAGAAAAACGCGAAGACAUUCCGCAAAAUGAGUCAACGCAAGAAAUAAAUAAUUCUGAGAACGAACGUAGGGAUAUACAAGAAAAAGUCACUUUCUUGGAUUUCCUUCGUGCACUCAAAGACGUUGCAUCCGAAUUAAAGGCUUUCAUGAUUCAAAAUCCUAUAGAGAUGCGGAUAAUAAGAAAAAUGAGAAAUCGUUGCAUAGCUCAAUUAAUCCUAAUUAUGAUAUAUUGCGGUCUUGGUGCUUUUGUUUUCCGAUUUACCGAAGGCGCGUUUGAGACCUUUUACAAGUGCGGCGUAAAGAGAGUUAAAAGAGACUUUUUGGACAGUCUAUGGAAUUAUAGUCACAAUCUUAGAGAGGACGAUUGGAAGAGCCUGGCACGAAGAAAGCUAAUGGAGUUUGAGGAACAAUUACAUACCGCUCACGAGGCAGGUGUACACACGUAUAGUGGACAAAGAAGUUGGACCUUCUUGAAUGCUGUCGUAUAUUGUCUUACUGUGAUCACCACUAUCGGAUACGGUCAUAUCUCACCGAGCACUACAACUGGAAGAGCCAUCACCAUUGUUUAUGCCAUAUUUGGUAUUCCGAUGUUUCUUAUUUUAUUGGCAGACUUUGGCAAAUUAUUCACACGCGGUAUCAAGUUCCUUUGGGCAUUCGUAAGAAGGCUCUAUUACACCGGAAGUUGUCGAAAAGUUCGUCGGACCGUGCCUGUACAGGAAGUUAUGAAAGGCGUCCAACUCGUAUACGAUCUCGCGACGUUUAGAAGACCAUCCCAAAUGAACCCGGAAGAUAUAGAAGAGAUUCAAAAACAACAAAAUCAACAAGCUGUAUUAAAUAUAGAUGGCAAUGCACCAGAUACACCGGGAACACCGGCUAUGUCAACGUUCGCAAUAGACGAUGAAUUUAAUCUUCCGAUAUCAGUGGCAAUAUUCAUUCUUCUUGGAUAUAUCUUCAUAGGUGCUACGCUUUAUAACGCGUGGGAGGAAUGGGGUUUCUUCGAGAGUUUCUAUUUUGUUUUCAUUUCUAUGAGCACUAUUGGUUUCGGCGAUUACGUGCCAAAGAUGCAUCCCAUGUAUAUGAUGUGUUCGAUAAUAUACCUGGUAUUCGGCCUGGCUCUAACUUCAAUGUGCAUCAACGUAGUACAGGUGAUGCUGUCGGAUUCGUUCAAGCAGGCAAGCCAGAAAAUUGGUGCUACGAUCGGGUUUGAAAUCGCGGAUGAUGACGGAUCAGUGAAACCUGCUCCACCACCACCGGUGGAAGUGGCAGACAUUCAUACCUCUAUAAAAGAUUCUGAAAGCGUUGAAAAAAUAGCACCUAAAGCGAAACAAGAGGAUGUAGAUCUAUAAGUUAUGAAAAUACUUUUAGAUAUGGUUAUUCAAAAAACAUUUAAUUGAUCUUACGUUCUUUCGAAAGAGCUUUAAGUGCAAAUUCCAAUUUUGAAAAAUUAUAAUUCUCUGCUUGCUUGAUCAGAUGGAUUUUCGGCUUUUAUUAUUACAAUAAAUAUGUAUAUGUAUUGUGUAUGCGCGCGUGUAUGUGCGUAUGUGUGUAUGUAUGUGUGUAUGUUAUGU
Messenger RNA from Vespula pensylvanica (western yellowjacket), 5458 nucleotides. RefSeq lists its product as uncharacterized. The coding region runs from base 2015 to 5236 and encodes 1073 amino acids. NCBI's taxonomy places the organism in Eukaryota, Metazoa, Arthropoda, Insecta, Hymenoptera, Vespidae. The transcript is spliced from 9 exons. Gene Ontology annotation, biological process: stabilization of membrane potential; potassium ion transmembrane transport. The record is from RefSeq and is a predicted model, not a curated record. Gene Ontology annotation, cellular component: membrane. Gene Ontology annotation, molecular function: potassium ion leak channel activity.